Messenger RNA from Kockovaella imperatae, 3180 nucleotides. RefSeq lists its product as hypothetical. The record is from RefSeq and is a predicted model, not a curated record. The coding region runs from base 1 to 3180 and encodes 1059 amino acids. Gene Ontology annotation, cellular component: nuclear replication fork. Gene Ontology annotation, molecular function: chromatin binding; protein binding. The transcript is spliced from 17 exons. Gene Ontology annotation, biological process: mitotic cell cycle; DNA repair; DNA-templated DNA replication. Lineage: Eukaryota; Fungi; Basidiomycota; Tremellomycetes; Tremellales; Cuniculitremaceae.
AUGGCAGAAGCAUCGCCAGACUCUGUCACAUCAGUAUCAGGUCAUCUGAGCGGCAUCACCAGAUUAUGCUUCACACCCGAUGGAAAGACAGUGUUCACUGGAGGAACAGAUUGCCUCGUUAGGAUCCAUAAAGCAGACGAUCCUGCCUCGGAACCCAGCUUUCAUGACAACCAUACAGAGCCUAUCACGUCCCUAGCUUGCUCCCGAUCCCAUCUUGUUACUGCCUCACUCGACAAUAUUGCUCGAGUCUUUUCGUAUCCUCAGAACGAUUUUGAAGGCUACAUCACCAGAUCCUCAGGCGUUCCGAUACGCUGGGUUAGUAUUGAUCCCAAGGGCGAGCGUGUAGCAGUCUGUGGAGACGAUCUUCUCGUCAAGAUUGUUCAUGUUCAAGAGACAGAGAGAGUAACACUCUUGUCAGACAAUACAAAGUCUGUCAGAUCAGCAACUUGGGAUCCGCAAGGGAAAUACUUGACAACAGCUUCGUGCGACGGAAAGAUCAGGAUAUACGACGUGUCAGGCUCGGAGAAUGUCCUUUUGAGAAUACUAGAGGGCGUUAUUGCUCCUUCAGAGUCAGACUCUACCAUCUCAUGUUAUGCCGCUUGGCACCCAUCUGGACUAUAUUUCGCAGUCCCGUCCCGCACGAACGAAAUCGCCGUGAUCGCCCGCGAUGGAUGGAACAAGAAGUUCACAUUCACCCUCGAAGGUCCUAGACCUGCCACCAGCGAGAUGGCAUGGUCGCCAAAUGGCAAAUACCUCGCAUCGUCUUCAGGCGACAAGGUUCUAGUCUGGUCAAGAGAGACUCAGCAAGUUGUCUCGCGAUACACCAAUCCGGAAGGCUCCAUAACCGGUCUAGCGUUUUCACCCAUUGCCAAUCUCCUCGUGUUCACCUCUAUGGAUGGAUCCUUCAGUCGAUGGACCAACCCUGUCCCAACGUCUCUUCCGGAUCCAGUGGCGUCUGAGGCAGUGGAGGCGAAGCGCUUAGAGAGACUUUUGGACGAUGACUUUGGUGACGGUGAUGAGGAUAUGGAGGAGAAGGGUGAGGAUCUCGAGGAUGAUAGAGACGGAGGGGAUGACUGGAUUGUCGAUGACGAUGGAGCUUAUGCGAUGGAAGAUGGGGAGAAGACCAGGGGCGGUCGCACAGAAGUUGUGAACGUGACCAAGGCUCAGGAAGCAUUCGCACCCGGUAGCACGAGUUUCAAGAACAAGAAGCGGUAUCUUGCAUUCAACAUGAUCGGAGCCAUCGACGUGACAGAUCAAGAAACUCAUAACGUCGUCAACGUGGAAUUUCACGACCGCUCCACUCGACGUGGAUAUCAUUUCCAGGAUCAUUCCGGAUAUACGAUGGCAUCAAUGGGUGAACAAGGUAUCAUUUAUGGUGCUCCAUCGGAUGGCGAUCAGGCUUCAAGCAUUCAUUAUCGACCGUAUGAUUCAUGGGCAUCCCAGUCCGAUUGGACAAUGCAGUUGCUUCCCGGCGAGGACGCCAUCUGUGUUGCUGCGGGCGGAGCAUCUGGAUCCGGCAGCGACUCAACCAUGGGCAGCGUGAUUGUGGCUACCACGAAGGGGUUUGUGAGAUUUUUGAGCAGCAGUGGGAUGCAGAGGUAUCUCUGGCGUGUAGGAGAAGAUGUAGUUUCCAUGGUAGCGGGACGAGAGGCAGUCCUUAUCGUGCAUCGAGAAGGAGGCACAAGUCUGGAUGGAUGUCAAAAUUUACGAUACUCGUUGAUGAGUCUGGACGACUUCGAGCUGUUGCAAGAGGGAAGGAUGCCUUUACCUAAGAGGUCUACACUCUCAUGGAUCGGAUUCACGUCGGACGGCGUACCCGCUAUGGCUGACUCGACGGGCCUGAUAUCCGUCUUGGACCGUAGUAAAAGCCCUUCUCAAGCACGAUGGGUCCCGCUAUUAGACUCCAAAGCGAUGGCUCAGAAGGAGGGCAGGACGGAGACAUAUUGGCCGGUGGGACUGACCGAGACCACUUUCGCUUGCGUCGUCUUGAAGGGUGUCGAAAAAGAACCAUGGUUCCCUAGACCUCUCGUGCAAGAAUUAGAGAUGCAUAUGCCGCUGCUCAACAUGGACAACCAGCAAGGCAAGCUGGAAGAGAGUGUUAUCCGCGGGGAGAUGCAGCUCUCCGUCCAGCGUGAAUCGAUCGAGAGUGAUGGGGAGUCGUCUGUCAAGGCUCGGGAAGUUGCACUCGACAAGAUCCUGCUCCAGCUUGUGCAAGGUGCCUGCAAGGCCGACAACCUGUCACGAGCGCUAGACAUCACUCGAUUGAUGCACAACCCCGCAACCGUCGACGCAGCUUCAAAAGUCGCAGCAUUCUAUCAUCUUCCAGGAUUGCAAGAAAGGAUACAGGGAGUCAAGCUGGAUGUGGAGUACAGGCGAGCAACUCAGCGGUCAAAACGUCCAGCUGCGGUGGCCUCGAGCAGCUCGUCAAAGAAGACUCGCGUGGGUUCAGCUUCAUUCGGCGACUUUGCUCCCAAACAGGCGCGAAGGUCUUUCGGAGGUGUUCAGAGGGAUGUAACUCCUGCUGCGUCGGGUCGAGCGGAGACCUACGUGCCGGAAACGCCAGGAAUCGAAUCGACUCCCGCACCGUUCGUUCCGUCCGUGACGGAUGAAGAGAUGAGACCGUACCUCGAGGACGCGUCAUCCCCAGAGCCGAAGCGCAAGCGGGAUGAAGAGUCGGAAGAUUUCAGCGCUCCGAAAAGGAGACCCGAGCCAAUGGUCAAUGGUGAUACCAGUCUUGGGCCAAAGAAUCCGUUUGCGAAGAAGUCAGCUCCUGGUUCCAACCCAUUCGCAAAGCCCGCCGUGGCGAGACCAUUAGACGCUAUAAAGAGCACGUCGUUUUUCGAGCGCGUGGAUAAUAUCGAAUCGAGUGGGGUCGCAAAGAGUAAGCAGUCAAGCUGUCACAGAGUCAAAGACGUCAAAGCUGUAGCGGCAGGUAGCGGAGGAAAGCAGACUACGCUUCUAGGGAUGAAGAAGCCUACUUCUGGUGCAACCCGACCUCCAUUACAAGCUCAGGAUAGUCUUGCGACUGAAAUUGGGGAAGAAGAUUCGUAUGAGGACAAUGUCGUAGCAGUCGGAGUUCUGGAGGAGAGUAAUGUGAGGCUGCUCGAGAGGCCAUUGAAGUUGAAGCUGACUGAAAUGCAGGCGCAAGAGACGCUGAGUCCAGAUCCUAUGGAUGAUUAG